Triticum dicoccoides is the source of this 812-nucleotide messenger RNA. RefSeq lists its product as uncharacterized. The transcript has a single exon. Bases 130 to 558 code for a protein of 142 amino acids. NCBI's taxonomy places the organism in Eukaryota, Viridiplantae, Streptophyta, Magnoliopsida, Poales, Poaceae. The record is from RefSeq and is a predicted model, not a curated record.
AGGCAAAGGCAAAGCACCAACCCCUCAAGAGACACAUCCUUGCCUGCCUCUUGCGUUCUCUUCUCCGUAGCUUGCAGAUAAGUAAGCUUGUCCGUUGCGCGGAGAGGGGAGGCGGAUAGGUACAUACAGAUGGAAGGGUUGCAGAGAUCGUCCUCCACUUUCAGAAGGUCCGGCUCGUCGGGCCUGGUGUGGGACGAGCGGUUCCUGACCGAGGGCGCCGAGGCGAAGGCCGCCGGCGAGGGCGGCACCGAUGAAGCCCAACCGGAGAUGCGGCGCUCCCGGAGCACAGGCGGCGUCGGGAUGAUGCUGCGCCGCGGUGGCGAUGAUAAGAAGCAGCAGCAGCAGAAAAAGAAGGAGCAACAAGGCCAGAAGAAGGACGAGGAGCGCGAUCCCCAGGUGUUCCGGACCAAGGAGGUGGCCCCGGACGUGGACCCUCCGUCGCCGAGGGUGUCCGGCUGCAUCCUCUGUGCCAUCUUCGGCGGCUCCAGCUCCGGCCCGGGAGCCGCGGCGCGCCGAGGCCGCGCCAAGCCGAAGAGGAGGCAACGGUCGGCGGUGUAAAGGUUGAUCGGGCCAUGGUGGAUGUCAUGCGAGCUGUGUUUAUACUGGAGUGACGAUGAUGAUAUACUACUGAUAUUGGUUGGUUUGUAUUGUACUCUGCUCUGCGUUACUGCGUACGUAGUCUAUACGUGUCAGGUUAGUUCCUCUUUUUUGGGUUAGUUUCUGGGUUCAGAUCCGUGAGCAGCAGCAGCUGCUGAGAUCUGUGAUGUUCUUUCUUGAUCUUGCGCAUGAAUUUUUUCCCGUCCUUUUCUUGA